AUGUCGAUUUCAUCAGCAGCACAUGUGCACUCUCCUAUACCUUCACCAACCACCUCCGCUGCGACAAGAACUUUUCAACAUAGGUUGAAUGCAGCGCAAGAACAAAGAACAUACCAUGAUAGCUGCCGCCGCUUGACAGACUAUCUUAAUACAGCUGCAAACUUGACCAGAGAGUUAAAGACAGGGAAUCUUGGGCGGUUCCCUAUGUUCUAUCCUCGUCGUUCUUCUACUACCUCUAACCAUCUACCGUCAACAGCAACGUCACCCAUUAUCAACAACACUUUUGAACAGCCUCGUUUAAUACCAAAUCAUCUUAAUGUAUUAGCCCUAAACUUAAAAAUGGGUCAUUCUGAAACUGAUAUUAGUAACUUAGAAUCAAAAUCGGUGGCUCACCUUCUCGAUGAAAAAUUGAAGACCAGUUUAGCCUAUUUAGACAAAUUAUCCAAUAGAGUGAGCGAUACAUCUUCUAAAGUAUUAGUAACAGGUGAUUUGAAUUCUGGCAAAUCCACUUUCGUCAAUGCUUUGUUGAAACGAGAGGUCUUGCCUGUGGACCAACAGCCUUGUACAAGUAUUUUCUGCGAAGUAUUAGACGCAAAUCUUGUUGGUGGUGUAGAACAAUUACACGGCAUCUUUGAUCCCAAUCGAUAUAAUGUGAAUGAACCAGCUACAUAUCAUAAAUUAGAGAUGCGUCAUCUUUACAAGAUUAUUACGGAUGACUACGAACCUUAUGCCAUGCUGAAGCUUUACACUAAGGAUGCUAGAACUACGCAGGAGUCUUUACUCCAUAACGGUGUGGUUAACAUUGCCUUAAUCGACUCCCCCGGUUUGAAUACUGACUCCGUAAAAACAACAGCUGUAUUCGCCCGUCAAGAAGAAAUUGAUGUGGUUGUGUUUGUCGUCAGUGCAGAAAAUCAUUUUACUCUUUCUGGUAAAGAAUUCUUGUGGAAUGCAGCCAAUGAGAAAACACAUAUCUUUAUUGUCGUGAAUCGCUUUGACUCUAUUCGUGAUAAGGAACGUUGCAAGCGUUUAAUUUUAGAACAAAUUCGUCAAUUAUCACCCGCAACUUAUGCUGAUGCUGAUGAUUUGGUUCACUUUGUCAGUGCUGGAAAUGUCGAUCUAGAGCCAGGUUCCUACAAAUUAGACGCUCCUGAAUUUGCUCGUCUCGAACAACGUCUACGUGCCUUUGUUCUGGAAAACCGCACCAAAUCAAAACUUUUACCUGCUAAGAACUACUUGGUAAACUUACUAUCCGAUAUCAAUAUUUUGUCAGAAGCCAGUGAAAAGAAGUCCUCCGAAGAUUACACAGCCGCUACUGCAGAGUUAGAACGUGAUUUACCAGCCUACCAACAUUUAUUGAAAGUGCGUGAUCAUUUAUUAGAUCAAGUAGAGAAAGUGGCCGAAACAACAGUAUCCAGCAUUCAACGACAUGCUCAAAAUAGAUUAAAUCAAGCAGUAGAGCAUGUGAGUGAUGCUAUUCGUCAAAUUGAAUACCCUGGUAUUUUCUUAAUUUGGCAAUACGCUCAGGAUGUCGCUGAUUCCAUGGUUCAAACUCUUAUUAAAGAGGUACGUCAAGAGGAGCAAUGUGCCCGCCAAGAAACCAGCAACUGCCUCGAUCGAUUGCAUGCUAUGGGUUCCGAACACUUGGGUGAAUAUGAUAUGACGGCCGAUGUGAACAAGAUGUGUGUCAAGUACAAGGAACAUCGUUUGAUGAUUUCUGUUGAGGCCACUGAUUUCUUUGACCUAGUUUUCGAUGAAAAGUUAUCUGGAGCUGCUUUAUCCAUGGGUGCUCUCACUAUGGUUGGUGGACGUAUGUUGGGCUUUAAAGAUGCUGUUUCUAGUAUCUGGAGCGUUUCCAAUAUGUUGGGUAACCAUAAUAAUUUGCGUCGCUGGGUUGUCCCUGCAGUUGGUAUUGCCAGUGUUGGUCUUAUUGUCUACGUCGUAAGCGAUAUGCGUAAUGCCGUUGAACGUAAAUUAGCCAAGAAAUUCAAACAAGCUGUUCAGGAAGCAAACUAUGUUGAAGGACAAAGUAGUCGUAUUGCUCGCGAAAGUCGUAAGGUUUUACGGAUUGAAGGUUGGGAGAUUCAAAAUAAAAUCCAGAAAGCCAUUGAACAAAAGGAACAGAAGCGUAAUGAAACCAAGGAAGCAGCAGCUCUAUCUAAGGAAACUGCUGAAUACUUCAACACCAUUCUUGUUAAGUCAACUUUAUUGUUAGACAAAGUUCAGGCUGUCCAAUGUGAUUCGCAGCAAUACCUUGCAAAGGAAGAAGCUUAA
Mycotypha africana is the source of this 2271-nucleotide messenger RNA. RefSeq lists its product as uncharacterized. Gene Ontology annotation, cellular component: mitochondrial outer membrane. Gene Ontology annotation, biological process: mitochondrial fusion. Bases 1 to 2271 code for a protein of 756 amino acids. Gene Ontology annotation, molecular function: GTP binding; GTPase activity. The record is from RefSeq and is a predicted model, not a curated record. The transcript has 3 exons. Lineage: Eukaryota; Fungi; Mucoromycota; Mucoromycetes; Mucorales; Mycotyphaceae.